AAGACUUACUACACCCAUAGACGGAUGCUUUUACACAAGAUGAGAAAACGCUUGUUGCACGGCAAAAAGCAGCGCGAUAACCAAUUGUUAAUUUGCUCUUACGGAAAGUAAUAAAUUGAUUGGCUUUCCUUGCUUUCUGCUGCGUAUCAAGUUUCCCCUGAGGCUGUGUGCAAGAACCAAAGUCGUAGUCGUAAGUCAACGCACAAAAAUCGACAUAAACGUAUGUCGUAGCAAUUUAUUGCGUCAAACUCUUGUAUAAUUACAGUAGUUGUUUUUGUUAAACUUCCACAUCGUUAAUGCGAUAUUAAAAGUGAAUUACAGAAAAUGGGAGAUCAUCAUUAUACAAAUUUAACUGAUGAAUAUGACACAAUUAAUCCAAUCGUAUAUAUUAAAACUAUGGAAUAUUCACCUGAAACUGUUACUAUUGAAGAAAAAGAGGGUGAUGAUGUUCUCAUAGAAUUAUACAAGGAACGAAAAUUUUUAUACGAUAACAGUCAUCAAGAUUUUAAAAAUAAACAGAAAAAAGAAAAUGCUUGGAUUGAAAUUUCUCAUAUCAUGCAACUGAAAAAACUAGGUAAGUACUAUACACCUGAAUAUUGUCAAACAAGAUGCACUUCUCUGAGAGAUCAGUAUACUCGUGAAAAAAGAAAUAUGAAGGAUGCUUACCAAAAUGGAAAUGCUUCAAAACGUAAAACAUUUGCAUUGCGUAGUCAACUAUCUUUCCUUGAUCGUUUUAUUAAAAGAAGAAGAACUUUUUCCUAUUUUCAAAGAACAAAGAGCACACUUCAAUCCAUAAGAGAUACAACAGUAACACAUGAAAAGAAUAGUAAUAAUGAAUCUGAUGAAUCGGAGUGUUCACAAAAUAUUGUUAAAAUAUCUCGGAAAAGACAUAGUACAUGUCAAAAUACAUCUCAAGAAAAUAUGGAAAAUAAUGAACAAGAUCUUAAUAGACAUAACAAGGAAAUAAACACUUCAAAGUUUAAAAGACAUAGAAAUGAUGAAUCAAUAAGUAUUGAAGAUAUGGAUGAUACAACUGUCAGUAAUGCAAAUGCGAAUUCUCUCGAAAGCACGAAAGAAAAUUCUACAAGUAACACAAGAACAAUUGAUCAAUCAUUUGCUAAUUAUAUUCGCGUACAUUUAGAAAAUAUUCCAGAACCUGAAAAAUCAACAAGAAAGAAAAUGAUAAUUGACGCCCUUACUGCACCACUACCCAAAACAUGUACCUUUUUAAAACGUUGCACAUGUGAAAUGCUGAUGAAACAAUUAUUUCACCAUUUGGCCGCCAUACAUCAAUAAUUCUGUUUUAAAAAAUGAUAGGUUUUGAAAAAAUUAGACGAUAUAUUUGUGUAUACAAGAGAUUCUUUUGAAACUACCAUAUAUUUCCUAAAAAAUUGUAAACAUAAAUUAAUGCAAAUGGACGCAUUUAAUUUGUAAUAAAUGUAACAUUUUUAUUAUAUAAA
Molecule: messenger RNA, 1460 nt
Organism: Solenopsis invicta (red fire ant)
Lineage: Eukaryota; Metazoa; Arthropoda; Insecta; Hymenoptera; Formicidae
Exons: 6
Coding region: 325-1296 (323 amino acids)
Biological process (GO): regulation of transcription by RNA polymerase II
Cellular component (GO): nucleus; transcription regulator complex
Source: RefSeq, a predicted model, not a curated record